Messenger RNA from Sinocyclocheilus anshuiensis, 3482 nucleotides. RefSeq names its product probable G-protein coupled receptor 52. Gene Ontology annotation, molecular function: G protein-coupled receptor activity. The transcript is spliced from 2 exons. Gene Ontology annotation, biological process: G protein-coupled receptor signaling pathway. Lineage: Eukaryota; Metazoa; Chordata; Actinopteri; Cypriniformes; Cyprinidae. The record is from RefSeq and is a predicted model, not a curated record. Gene Ontology annotation, cellular component: membrane. The coding region runs from base 1844 to 2956 and encodes 370 amino acids.
UGCACCAUGUCAGCUGUUGUGAGGGAGGGUCCUGGCUAACUGAAAUGCCUGGCAACUGUAACCAAGGGACAGGCAUUGCUGCGCUUGGGCACUGGUCUGUGUAAGUGGCUUAAAGCAGGAAGGAAAACGAGAACGAGGGAUAAUAAAACACGGAGCUGUAGGAGACAACGGGAGAGAUGGAAGUCUUUGAUUAUUUUUGAAUGGGGAAACAUCUUCAGGGUGUGCAGGAAGAGGAGGAUAAUGAAAAAAGAGGGAGAACAUUGGAAGGAAAGAAAGAGAGAGAGAGAGAGAGAACAGUGUGCUGGGAGGAGUUGUGUGAGAAAGAGGACCUCAGGUGCCGCCAAAAGGGGGAGGGAGGAGAGUUACAGCGAGCGAGAGCGGGAGAGAGAGGGGAAAGGAAGGAGGGAGCGAAUAUGAUCGAGAGGCACAGUGGAAGAGAGAGCGAGACUGUGAAGGGGGAGAGGAAACUGUGAGCCACUCACAGCAUCUCUGAGCACCAGCAGUGAGGUGCUGCUCUCUUUUCCUCGGCUGGUUUCUGAUUUGCCACACAAUUUGGAAUAGAUCUGUUCAAAGUCUUACUGUUCUCAUCUUUUUACUUGAGUUCUUAAUUUCAAAGUGCGUUUUGCACUGUGCACGCUCCAGGGAAUUGCUGUCAACCUGCUUUGGCUCACAGAUCACCGAGAGCUGACAAGGACAGAAGCGGUACGCAGAUCUUCCAAUUUUGAGGACGGACUGAGUAUUUUAGAGGAGACUUUACAGAAUGUGUCACAAAGAAGUUGGAGAAGAAGGAACGAGGUCUACCUCAGAAGGAAGGAAGCUGGGCAUGUACAGCUAAUCAGAUGUAGAGGUUGGCAUGCCAUGUGAUGUGCAAACGGUGGAUUGACACCAAGAACAUGUGGAUUUAAUACCUGUCCUGAUGCGAUCUGUGGAGACACCUUCACAUAAGCAGCUAUAUACCUGUUUCGGAAAAACACAGGUCUCUCCUUUUUUACGUGACAUGCUUUUAUCUGAGGCACAGUGAAAGUUCAUGAAAAGUAAAUGGAUUGGGAGCAAAUAAGACCGAACCUGUCGCUGUGGCCCCCCCAGGACACAAUCUUGAAAUUUUGAUUAGUUCCGUUUUGCCUCACUCAGACUCCCGCAAGCUAUGAGCGGUGUUCUGCGCAGCAAUAGCUCUGGCAACUCUCAUAUGCUGUUCUGUGUUUGUCUAGAGUGUCUGUGUUUUGAUUCGGACUAUAGAAACCCAAAGGGGGUCGAGACAGUGGCCAAGAGGACAGUAUUACAGAAGCAAAACAUGGUUCAUGUUAUUGUUUGGUGACAAACUAAUAUGAACAGAUUUUUUGGAGACUAUUACAACUCUUGAAAUUCAAUUUUUGUGGACUCAGGAGAAGGAAACGGUUUGAUCUUCAUUUCCUUAUCCCACAACCCCUUCUACAAUCCUGCACAUUUUACCCUUAAGAGGACGCUUAAGGAAUAGGUCGACUUCACUGCGGGUGCUGUGGACAAUAUUGCCAACUGGCCUUCAGCACAGAUAUGCAACCCUUUUGUUUCCAGCAGCCAUAGUUUUGUUUGCCGAGGAAAUAUCUCUCUCUCACAAUUACUAAACUGCUCCUAAGCAUGACUGAUUUCAGAGGAGUGCUAGGCACCUUUUUUUCUUCUCCACACGGACUGUAUUGAUUUUUGCCAAUGCUCAAUUCAUUGAGUUCCAGCCAUGUGAAAGACCGAGGUAAAGGGGAAUAGGCAGAAGAUUGAGAUCGAGAAAGCACGGACACGGGAUCACGUUGCAGGCCAUCUGCACUGCGUUUCGGACAACGGAACCUUAUCCAAGUGGACAAGGUCCGGGACAAUGAACCGGUCGGAGCUGAUCGAACCGGUCCCCAAUGUAAACAACAGCCUUAGCGGUCACUUCGGCGUGUCCCUAAACCACUCCUGCCCCCUAGGCUGGGGGCAGAACAAGGUCGUGGAAGCUUGCGUCUUAGAGACUGCGGUCAUUGUGUUGCUGACGGUGCUCAUCAUUGCUGGAAAUUUAACGGUGAUCUUUGUGUUUCAUUGUGCCCCGUUGUUACACCACUACACCACCAGUUACUUCAUCCAGACUAUGGCCUACGCGGAUCUGCUGGUGGGGCUAAGUUGCCUGGUUCCCACCCUUUCCUUGCUCCAUUACCCAGCUGGUGUCCAAGAGCCCCUCACCUGUCAGGUGUUCAGCUACGUCAUCUGUGUUCUCAAGAGCGUUUCGAUGGCUUGUUUGGCUUGCAUUAGCGUGGACCGCUAUCUGGCUAUUACCAAGCCCCUCUCCUACAACCAGCUGGUAACACCCUGCCGCCUUCGCUGCUGCAUCGUUCUCAUAUGGAUCUACUCUUGCGUGGUGUUUCUCCCAUCUUUCUUCGGCUGGGGUAAGCCGGGGUACCAUGGGGAUAUCUUUGAAUGGUGUGCCCACUCUUGGCCCACUUCUGCACUCUUCACUGGCUUUGUUGUGUGCCUGUUGUACGCCCCUGCAGCCCUGGUGGUCUGUUUCACCUACUUCCACAUCUUCCGCAUCUGCCAGCAGCACAACCGAGAUAUCAGCGAGCGACGGGCACGCUUUCCCAGCCAGGAGAUGGAAACUGCCGAAGGGGGCAACCACGCAGGCCACGGGCCAGACCGGAGGUACGCCAUGGUGCUCUUCCGGAUCACCAGUGUUUUCUACAUGCUUUGGCUCCCCUACAUUUUUUAUUUCCUUCUGGAAAGCUCCCAUGUGCUGGACAGCCCUGCACUCUCCUUCGUGACCACCUGGUUAGCAAUUAGCAACAGCUUCUGCAACUGUGUCAUUUAUAGCCUGUCCAACAGCGUAUUCCAGCUGGGGAUGCGUAGACUCUCCCAGACGCUCUGCUCCUCCUGCUCUUUCAGCUCCUGCACUCAUGAUGACAAGGACUUUGGAGAGCCAAAGCCACGAAAGAGAGCCAACUCCUGCUCCAUCUGAAGAUCUCGAAGGGUUUCUUAGAUCAGUCAUACGCUGCUAAGUGUUGUUGCAAUGGAUUUUAAUGUAAUUGUAACUCUUGGUCGUUAGAAGAAACUACCAACAGUGAGGAUGAUGAAGUUGUCUAAUAGUCAUGUGAUCUACAUUCCCUUGUAAAUAUUAAGAUAACACCUGCCUUGGUCCUGUAAAUACCACAGAAUGGUCACUGGCCACAACUUGUUUGACAACCUAGAGAUAUGCAGUUUUUAGAGCGUUUGUGAGCAAAAAAACAAAGCCAGGGGUGGGUUCAAAGCUCUCGCUUGUGAUGGCUCUUUCCAAAUAUAGAGCACACUUGCUAUUUUUAGAUACAUUACCCAUGUUGCUGGAUUGGUUGUUUUGAUGUUUGUUGAAUUAGUUUUGUGUUGCAGCUGUAACUGUAAAAACAGUUGCUUUACUAAACGAUUAGAGCUUAAAGAUCUUAACUAGCUGGGUCUUCUCCUAGUGGUUUUAGGGGACAGUGUAUCUUGAAUCUUAAAUAAUCACAGGCAAU